AUGGCGACUCCAGAGGCCCCCCUCCCCUCCACCGCCUCCGAACCCAUCAUCCCCCUCCCUACAAUCCUCACCCACCCCUCCUCAACCCCCCCCACCCUCAUCACCCAAGGCGCCGAAGCCCUCCUCUACAAAUCCACCUACCUCCUCCCCACCCUCCCGUGCGCCCUCAAACACCGCCCCGCAAAACCCUACCGCCACCCCAUCCUCGACGUCCGCCUCACCAAACACCGCAUCCUCAGCGAGGCCCGCGUCCUCGCCAAGUGCCGCCGCGACGGCGUCCCCGUGCCGGCUGUGUAUGCGCUCGAUGCCGAGCUAAAGGGGGGGUGGAUCGUGAUGGAGUGGGUGGAGGGGGAUGUGGUGCGCGUGGCGCUGAAUCGGUGGUUGAGGAGGAGGAAGACGGAGGGGAAAGCGCUGGAUGAUAAGGAGGGGCAGGAGAGGGUGUUGAGGUUGAUGACGAUGGUGGGUACGGCGGUGGGGACGAUGCAUUCGGUGGGCGUGGUGCAUGGGGACUUGACGACGAGUAAUUUGAUGCUUAGGCCGACGGCGGAGGGAGAGGCGAGUGGGCGUGUCGAGGAUGAUUUGGAGGGGGAGAUUGUGUUGAUUGAUUUUGGGCUGGCGAGUCAGAGCACACAAGACGAAGAUCGGGCUGUUGACCUAUAUGUCCUGGAAAGAGCGUUUGGAAGUACACACCCUGGCACGGAGGCGCUCUUUGGGGAGGUACUGAGGGCGUACGGGGAGAGCUUUAAAGGGGCUAAAGUGACGCUGAAGAAGUUGGAGGACGUGAGGAUGCGGGGUAGGAAGAGGAGCAUGCUGGGUUAG
Messenger RNA from Pseudogymnoascus destructans, 819 nucleotides. RefSeq names its product serine/threonine-protein kinase bud32 (gene BUD32). The transcript has a single exon. The record is from RefSeq and is a predicted model, not a curated record. NCBI's taxonomy places the organism in Eukaryota, Fungi, Ascomycota, Leotiomycetes, Thelebolales, Thelebolaceae. Gene Ontology annotation, cellular component: EKC/KEOPS complex; nucleus; cytosol. Gene Ontology annotation, biological process: protein phosphorylation. Gene Ontology annotation, molecular function: protein serine/threonine kinase activity; ATP binding. The coding region runs from base 1 to 819 and encodes 272 amino acids.